AUGGGUGAAUAUCGUCACGGCCGCAAUCCUAGAUACGGCAAGAUGCGCUCCAUUCUCGUCAUCAACCCAAACUCGACAGUGUCCAUGACCGAUGGCCUCAAGCCUCUGGUCGAUGCUCUGCAAUUUACAGAUACAACACACGAUUACUUCACCGCUCCCGAUGGCGUGAAGAGCAUCAACAACGAAGAAGACGCGUACGAGUCAGUCAAGCACUGCCUACCCACCCUGCGACCGCUCCUCGACCGCUAUGAUGCAUUCCUUGUUGCAUGCUACUCGCAACACCCGCUCGUGCCGUUGCUGAAACAGGAGCCAGCUGUCAAGAAUGGGCGUAAACCUGUCACCGGCAUAUUCGAGGCAAGCGUAGGCACGAGUCUACAGUCGAUACACGAAGAGGAGAAGUUUGGCAUCGUAAGCACAGGCAAGGUCUGGGAGGAUAUCCUCACAGAGGCCACGGUGCAGUUCCUCGGCACAAGCUCUGAUGGCGGCAAGCGGUUUGCUGGCGUCGAGACAACAGGGCUGAAUGCGACGGAUCUGCAUGAUGCGCCAGCUGAGGAGGUUAGACAGAAGAUGAAGGAUGCCGUUAAGCGGCUGCUGAGGAAGGGCAAGGUGGGUGCAGUUUGUCUGGGCUGCGCUGGCAUGGCUGGUAUGGACGAGAUGGUCAGAGAGGCGUGUAUUGAGGAACUUGGGCAGGAGGAGGGGCAGAGAGUGAGGAUUGUGGAUGGUGUUAUGGCUGGUGUUGCGUGGUUGGAGGGUGCGGUGAGAGCAGGAUUCUAG
Molecule: messenger RNA, 774 nt
Organism: Ascochyta rabiei
Lineage: Eukaryota; Fungi; Ascomycota; Dothideomycetes; Pleosporales; Didymellaceae
Exons: 2
Coding region: 1-774 (257 amino acids)
Source: RefSeq, a predicted model, not a curated record